Acaulospora colombiana is the source of this 535-nucleotide messenger RNA. The record is from the annotation of a GenBank genome assembly. NCBI's taxonomy places the organism in Eukaryota, Fungi, Glomeromycota, Glomeromycetes, Diversisporales, Acaulosporaceae.
GCAUCUCUCUAUCACCACCAUUACUACCACCACCACCCGAGCUUUACCACCACCACUCGAACUUUACCACCAGCACUCGAACUUUACCACCACCACUCGAGCUUUACCACCACCACUCGAACUUUACCACCACCACUCGAACUCUAUCACCACCACUCGAACUCUAUCACCACCACUUGAACUCUAUCACCACCACUUGAACUCUAUCACCACCACUCGAGCCCUACCACCUUCACUCGAACUCUACCACCACCACUCGAACUCUAUCACCACCACUCGAGCCCUAUCACCACCACUUGAGCCCUACCACCACUACUCGAACUCUACCACCACCACUCGAGCUCUAUCACCACCAUUCGAGCUCUAUCACCACCACUCGAGCCUUAUCACCACCACUACUCGAACUCUAUCACCACCACUCGAGCCCUACCACCAUCACUCGAACUCUAUCACCACCACUAUAACCACCACUCGAACCCUAUCACCACCACUCGAAUUCUAUCACCACCACUCGAAUUCUAUCACCACCACUUGA